Molecule: messenger RNA, 3554 nt
Organism: Procambarus clarkii (red swamp crayfish)
Lineage: Eukaryota; Metazoa; Arthropoda; Malacostraca; Decapoda; Cambaridae
Product: tetraspanin-13
Cellular component (GO): plasma membrane
Source: RefSeq, a predicted model, not a curated record
ACCAACAGUUGACGUAGUGCGGUGAACGACGCAUUUACUCCCGCGGCAUCGACGUUCCCGAGGCAUUUUAAAGCAAAAUAAUUGAAGGAGAGAGUGUGUAGCGAUUACCCCACAGCAGAUAACGUGUAUUGCCCAGGGAUAGAAACUGAAACAUUUAAUAUAAGAAGAAGUGUCAGUAGUGAGGUCUUGUGUAGUGAAAGCAAGAUGAUCUAAAUGAGGCAGUGACAAGUGGCCGAGGAGACGACGAGCUCGCCAGUCAGUGUGCGCCUGACUUCAGGAGGGAGAGGGUGUGAUCUGCUCCCUGCUUCCAUACGUCACUGAACUGGCUGGUUUAAUUCAAUCGUCGGCCAUAAUUUGUGUACUUAAUUGAAUGCACCAGUAAAUACUUUUUUAAACAAGAAAACUCAGAAAUUUAGUAUCUUUACGAAUCGGUGCCACAGACAUCGAUAGCUGCAGGCAGCAUCGAAGGGCCGGGCUUUAUUUACUGUUUCGUUCAGCAGUGUUGUGGCCUCGUUGAAGGCAGUCAUGAACCUAAAACGCUUCAACAUGUUCAGCAUGGAGAACAAGAUGAUCGGGUGGCUGCGACAUGUCCUCACUGCCAUCUCUGUCUUACUAUUCCUGGUGGGGUGCUUGAUGCUAGGCUACAUGGCGUGGGUCCUCGCCACCUCCAUCACUGUCACUCUCUUCCUCUCGGGCACCUUGAUCUUCACCUACAGUGUGCUAGGCGUAGGCUUAAUCUUCUUCAUCACUGGUCUGGUGGGCUGGGUGGCCGGCGCCUCCGAGGUGCUCUGUGUACUCAGGCUGCGUUUGUUUCAGUACUUGGCAUUGCUCAUCUUGGCAGUAUCGGCAGAAAUUGGUGGAAUCGUCGCUCUCAACCUCCUACAGCUCAGGCUGGACGACAUCCUGAUCAAUGGGUGGGCCGAGGUUAACCAGGGAACUCGCAAUAUUGUCCAGAAUAAUUUCAACUGUUGUGGAUUUUACGGACCGAAGGAGUUCGCCUACACCAACUACCCAAUAAGCAACUCUUGUUACAACACCAUUCAGGAGGUCAAUAAGGAAACCUUCACAAAUGCUCAACAACUCAAGCAGAGUGGAUGUGGUGCACCGCUAAAAUUUUGGCUCGAUGAUAACAAAGCCAUCUGGUGUUCCAUUCUUGCUGCUUUGGGUGGACUCCAGCUAAUGUGCAUUGUUCUCUGCAUUCACAUCAUUCAUAAACUUAAAGAUAAGGCUGGGUAUAAGCGAGCGUCUGAUAAGCGACGUCUUCAUGAUGAGAAAGGAGCAUAUUCUCUGUGAGCCGUAGACCACCAUGAACUUAUAUGGUGACCUGGAGGAUUUAUACAUCCCAUCUCCUCGUUUAACUAGUUGAACAUCAUCUUGGUUGCCUAGUUGUGUUGCCCUUUAAAAUUAUUUAAAGCUGGAUACAUAAUAAUUUUGGAAUACUACAGUAAUAAUUUUUAUAAUGAAAACCUGUGGAAAAAGAAUUCUCAUUUUGACACCAUUUUUAAGUUCAUCUGUUUGUUUAGCACCCAUUUGCUCAAGGUUUUUUAUCUUUAGGAUUUAUACAGUGGAGACUGUGCCAUAUAUCAGUAGAAUUUUUUUUUCUUUAAAUUGCCACAGUUCCAAUCAUUCAGAUCACUGUAUAAGAUCAUGGUAAGCCUAUGAAGGCUGGUCUUUAACAGCUGUUCAGUUCAAUUAACUUGAACAAUAAGUUACCGAACAUGAAAAACUCUCUUAACAUUUCCUGUACUGAUGCAUUUUUUUUUAAAUAUACUUGCUUCCACACACUGAUUAUUUCUGCACAGUAAACAUAUUUUCAUUACUGUUGCCAUUAAUAUAAAGGUAAAGUACAAUAGUUAAAACACAUUAAUUGUUUAAACUUAAGGUUGAGGUAAAGAUACAGUUUUGGAUUAACCUUUUGUCCAGUCUUUAUAAGUGGUAUGCACCACAUUAUUUCCUGCAGGGAGACAAAUCAAUGACUGUAGACACUUCAGUUACUGCUCAGCUCUGCACAUUCUGGCAGUGAAGACGCAAUAGCAAUACCGAAAAACAGUUUUUGUUAACAGUUGAAUUAGGUUAAAAUAUAAAUAAAAUUUGUCUUUACCAAUUUGAUUUGGACAUUAAUGUACAAAGAGUGAAGGUGUUACAAUAGGCAAGAUAAUUUUGGUAGGUUGCCUACCUUGGUUGCUGGAGCUGACGUUGACCAAACCACACACUAGAAAUUGAAGAGACAACGACAUUUCAGUCCGUCCUAGACCGAAACGAUGAUGGUCAUCAUCUGCUGGAGCUGACAAUUCAGAAGCAAGUGUGAUAUAGCAAUAUUUGUAAGAUGGAUUCAGAAUGAAAAUGUUAAAUUUUAAAAGCAAUUACAGAGGGUUGAAUGUUAUACAGAUCUAUGACUUUAACAACUUUAGUCCAUUUAAAAGCUUUGUACAUACAGUAUAUUUUAUCUUUUCAUGGCAAUAAUUAUAACCAAUUGAUUUACUUUCUAUGACUUGGUAUUUUAUAAAGUGCAACUUUUAAAUACAGUACUAAGUAAGCUCUUGCUCAGUAUAAAUUCACUGUUAACAUUAAUUGUAACCUGUAUAAACUUGUAUUAAACACCAAAAUUCAAUCUUCACGAGGAUGAGAUUAACCAUAUGCAAGAUUUGUAAAACCUCCAAAUACAUACCAUGAUCUGACCUUAUGAUACUUCGGUUACUUUUACUCUUGUAUUACAUUCUUGCAUCGUGGCAACUCUCAAGCAUUCUACACUGAAUUUUGUAUCACUACUACAUAUUUGUGGUUAGAAAGUGGCAGGAGUAUUUAAUAAUAAUAUUCGGUAGGUGCUUCAAAGAGAAAGUGGAAAAUAUAUUUUUUGCAAGUCUUUAAAUAGGUAAAACAGGGGGUUACAUUUCAAUGAUAUAACUGAACAAGUUUUUUCCAAAUGAAUCCCUCCUUUGGAGGGGGGCCAGCUGUACUGUAACUCAAUAUGGUUUACCUGUCUGCUAGUUAAAACAAAUUCAUCAAAUAUAAUGGUUACAAAAAUAUUAGCAAAGCAUUUAGUGUGCAUUUCCAAACAUCAUGGUAUAUAGUGUAUUGUUCCAAUUAUGAUAUAGCUUAUGUUUCAAUCAUGGUGGAUACAGUGUGGGGUUCCUAUCAUCAUAGUGUCGAGUAAGUGUGCUAUAUAUCACAAAUGCAUGAAUUAUGCAAGGUCAUUAGUUGCCAAUAGAUGCUGGUACAGUAUUUUCAAUGCUUGCCACUAAGCCUCUUGACUAACUCGCCCUACUUGCUAAUGUAUAUAAUGACGUAAAAUAAUCUAAAAUGUUUUAUGAUGGUUACUUUUUGUUAUUCUUGUAUAUUACCUACCUAGGAAUCCAGAGCUAGAAGCCUUUAAUUACUACACACAUUAAACUGUGUCAAACAUAAUGAACUUUGUUGAAUUGUAAAAUUUGUUUUCUCAAAUUUAAUAGGCUAGUUUGCCUUGUCAUUCUUGUUCUUGAUUAGUACAAUAUUUAAAGUUUAAGACAAAUACUUUUAGAGUAUUACUUGUAAUUUCAGCCAUUAUUGAUAUACAU